This is a messenger RNA of Ochotona princeps (American pika), 5070 nucleotides long. RefSeq names its product leucine-rich repeat-containing protein 37B-like. The record is from RefSeq and is a predicted model, not a curated record. Bases 547 to 5070 code for a protein of 1507 amino acids. Lineage: Eukaryota; Metazoa; Chordata; Mammalia; Lagomorpha; Ochotonidae. The transcript has 15 exons. Gene Ontology annotation, molecular function: protein binding.
GUUGUUACUCUUAAACCCGUACAAAUCCUAACCAAACCGGAGGCCCCAGCUCAAUCCUCAAUAACACCCACACAGCCGGAGUCUUUGAAACACCAGGAGGUGGUUGCAGCUCAGCAGCCAAACCCUACAGUUCAAGAGGUCCCAGUUCAGCCUGAAGAAAUUCUUAAGGAACCUUCUCCAAGCCAGCAAGAGAAUUUAAAUCCUCAUCAAGUACCCACAGCAGGUGCUGAACCAACCCAAGAGGAAUAUGCAUUGCCAUUUCCAGAUAUUGAUGAUGCUAUUUCAACAACAUAUCCACCACUAUUCAGAAGUCAGCCUUUAAGCGUGCCUAAAACCACACAGAAAUCCGUGCAUAUUGUACUUACCAUAGGCUCAAAGGCCACUUCCCAAGUUUAUCCUUCCCCUAGUCAGCAGAAGGGCCCUGCUAAGCUUAGAAUUUCCAUUGGGAAAGUUAGCCAGCCUUCCCAGGCUUCAAAACUGCCUGAAAAGGUGGAAUCUUCUCCCGCUGAGCCUCCAAAGAAUCUCCAGAAGGUGAAAUAUUUCCCAAUGCAACAAGAAGUUCCAGCUAACCCACAAGACUUCCCUAAGGAGACAGAAUUAGAUGCAACCCAGCAGGAGUUUAAAGCUCGGCAGCCAAAUCUGUCCAAAGUCACAGUUCCACCUUUGGAUGUGGUACUUACUGUAACUCCACAACCUAUUAUUACGACAGGUGAACUUCCUCUAAUCAUGCAGAAGACCCAAACUCCAGGGACAUCCAAGGAGGGUACAGGUCAACCCUCACUAUAUCAGAAGGUGACACUUGCCACACCAGCUAAUAACAAACCUCAGUAUCCAAUAGCACCCAGUAUUCAACCUUUGGAUCUAGAGCUUACUGUAACUCCAAAACCCACUACAAAGGGAGAACUUUCUACAUCAAUGCAGAAAACCCCACUUCCGCUCACAGAAGCACCUACAGGGGCUACAGCUCCAACAGCAGGUCGGGAUCAAGCUCAACCUUCAGGAUCAUCCUACGUCACAAUUCAAUCUUUGAAGCCAUUACUUAAUACUACAGAACCUUCUGGAGAGGGUGAGCAACUUACAGCCCUGAACAAAACUAACACUCCACACGCAAAUCUAACUCUAGCCACGACUCAACCUUUGGACCUGGAAAAUACUGUUACUCCAGAAACCAGCAGUAUGGCAACUGAAACCUCUGCAAACACACAAGAGGCUUCAAUCCAACCCCCUGAAGAAGGUACAACCCAAUAUCCAACCACAGUGCAGCCUCUGAACACAAUGCUUACCAUAACACCAAAACCCAUGAUGAAAGCUGACCCUUCUAUAGCCCUGAAGAAGACUACAGUACUCUCUCCAACGUACCAGGAGGCAGCACUUUCGAAACCUGACCAAGUUCAGGCUCAGCCCCCAAACCUGACAGAAGUCACAGUUCAGCCUUUUGACCUAGAACUUACCUUAACUCCAGAACCCAAUGUAGAAGGUGAACCACAUUCAACGAUGGAGGAAGCUACAGCUCAGCCUCCAAAGCCACCUACUGAAGUGGUGUAUCAGCCUCCGGUUUUUUAUGAAAUGGCAGUUCCAAAACCAAGUGAAAAUCAAACUCCAGUGUCACCCAAUGCCAAACUUGAACCUUUGAAGCUAGAAAUUAUUGUAACCCCUACACAGCCUGGACAUUCUACCGACUUGACAGCUGCAUCUCCUUAUCCUUUUUCAAUGUACCCACAGGUGACACUCCCAGAGACAGACCAAAUUCAGAUGCAGCAUACAAACCUGCCACAAGCCACAGUUAAGCCUCUGGACCUGGAAGUUACCAUAAACCCACAAUAUACCAAAGAGGUUAAACCUUUUACAAAUGUGCAGAUGACCCGAACUCAGCCUCCAGAGCUGCAAAAGGUUUCCACUCAAUCCCCAGUAAAUAAUGAGAUGACAGUUCCAAUUCCAGGGUCUGAUCAAGCUCGGCAUUCAAUAUCACCCAGUGCCACAAUUCAGCCUUUAAAUACGGACCUUACCGGAACUUCAGUGCCUGCUACAAACCUGAAGAGAACGACAGGUCGGCAUUCAGAUAAGGUUCAGACUCAGCGCCCAAAUCUACCUAGAGUCACAGGUCAACCUUUGAGCGGGAAACCUACUACAGCUCAAUAUCCUGUAAAUUACACCCCAGAAAACACUGCGUAUGUACAAAAGCAACAGAACACCACCAAAAACUUGUGUCAGAUAUGUAGCUGCAAAGAUCAGACACUUUCAUGUGUUGGUCUCAGUCCAGCGCAGAAGCUCAGCGAAAUUCCCGUACCGGAGGCCGGCACCUACAAUGCCACCUUCAUCACCUUAAAUUUCCAAGGAAACUCUAUUUCUUACAUCGAUGAAAGUGUAUGGAAAGCAUACCGUUGGGCUGAGAAAUUAAUCCUCAGUGAAAACGAGUUGACUGAGUUACAUAAGGACACAUUUGAAGGUCUGACAUCCAUCCGGCAUUUAGAUUUAUCCUGCAAUAAAAUAGAAUUUAUCGAAAGACGUGCAUUUGAGUCACUCCCUUUUGUGCAGUCUAUAGAUCUUCGUUGCAAUUUACUCAUAAAACUGAGCUUUGGGACAUUUCAGGCGUGGCAUGGAAUGCAGUUUCUGCACACCAUAAAUCUCAAUCGUAAUCCUCUGACCAAUGUUGAAGAUCCUUAUCUUUUCAAAUUGCCAGCAUUAAAAUAUUUAGACUUAGGAACAACCCAAGUGACGCUCACCACAGUCGAGAACCUCCUCAUGAUGACCCUUCAACUGGAAAGCCUGAUCUUGCCUAGCCGUUUGGCCUGCUGCCUCUGCCAAUUUAAAAACAAUAUCGAGGUGGUGUGCAAGACAGUCAAGCUGCACUGUGACAGCGAAUGUCUGGCAAAUACUACACAUUGUCUUGAAGAAGCAUCUAUUGGAAAUCCAAAGGGAACAUUCAUGAAGAUACUGCAGGCCCGGAAGACCAACACUAGCAAGGAACUGAUUAUUGAGCCAGAAAAUCUGUUAUCAGGAAAAAUUAGCAUGGACCUUCAAGGCUCCAUGAACGAACUGCAAGACUUUACUAAUGAAAGAGACGGUCUUGGCGCACUCAAUUACGUUCUGCCUUACUUCUUGGAGGAAAAUCUACAAAAUGUAGAAUCAACAUUAUUACCACUCAUUAAGCUGCUUUCUUCAAAUGUGCAAGAUGGAGACAAGUCCCUCAGCUUUGUGAAAACCCACAUCAGGAAGCCCUUUCCUUACAAAAACAAACGGAAAAGGCUCUAUUUUCUCGAAAAAAUGCAACAAAAAACAAAUCAGGCUAAAAAGGAUAAAAAAACUGCCAAGCUAAUGCAGUCUACCCUGUUAGGUCCCAAAUUUGAGCGUCAAAUUUUCCUAAGGGAAUCCAAAACUGCUCCAUCAGAGGAGAGCAGCCUGGAGGCCAUUCCAGGCGGAGAGCAAAGGAUGCAAAGAGUGAAAACAAUUAUCCAGGGGCCAAAGGGCUUGAGGAAAAGGCGCCGGCAGCAGAGGCAGAAGCAGGGCCUCAGCAGGAGGCAGAGCACACAGGGGUCUGUGGAGAGCCUGGCAGAAGGCAGGCUGCGAGGAGCAGACCCCCGCGCGCUGCAGGAGCUUCCUCCACUGCAGAAGCCUCGGCAGCUGGAGGGAAACGGCUUCCACAGGGAGCCCUUGCUCACAAAGGAGCACAAGCUGAAAGUCUCCCCUCUCCUCAAAAAAUAUAUCAUCAGCAGGUCCUCUACCCGCUCUGACGAAUCUCUCUCUGAGGCCAAAAAGAAAGAAAAAGUCUUAACUGACACCAUUUUUGUUUUAGAAGAUGCCAACGCCAGAACAAAAAACGAGCUUGGAAAACCAAUCUCACAUGCCCGGCGCGUUCAUAAAACUCGCUCACAUCCGGUCCUCAGGACUCCCAAUGCCAAACCGAGCCACAAGUCCAGGAGAAAAAAUCCCUUCCACAGGCUGAGGUCUGCCAAGAGGCCUCCGUUCCCUGCAUUGAGGAGCCUCAUCAACUCCCCUUCACGGGAGGAAUCCUCAUCUCCAGGGGACCUGAGUUCCCAGGGAAAUCCUUUCCCAGAACCUUCUAUAGAAAACACUGGUGAAGAAAACCAUCUUGUAGGAAAUGCUUUCGAAGGCAACGUGUUAGGAGAAAACACUACGGGGCCUGAAGAAACCUUCCGCAGCAACACCAUCCUUGAGCAUCCCUUCAUUGCAGAUCCUGCUGGGACCAUGUUCAAGGUAACUCCAACUACUGAACAAGACAAUGAAACAAACUGGGAAUACCCCAACCUGGACACUGGAGCCCCCACCACGCCCAAAGAUCUCACCUACCCUUUGAUGUUAUCCAAGGGGGAGCAGCUUGAAAUUCAGCUAAACCAGCAGCUACAGUCCCUCAUUCCCAACAGCGAUGUGAGAAAGCUCAUCUCUACAGUUAUCCGGACUCUGAAACUUGACUGCGCUGACCCCCGUGUGCGACUGUCCUGCGCCAAGCUCAUCUCCAUGACGGGCAUCCUGAUGAAGCUCCUCAGCGAGCAGCAGGAAGAAAAGGUGGCCAACGAGCAGUGGGACGUGGACCAACUGAGAACGGACACGUACAUCAACGAGAGCGAGGAAGCCCUGGGUCAGCAGGAGCAGAAGGCAGACGAGCUCAAAAAAGAAGCUCCAGCACAUGCGUAUCACAGCAAACUCAUCCUGGCAGUGUCUGUGACGGCAAGUGUCAUGCUACUGGUUAUCAUCUUCUGUCUCAUUGAGAUUUACUCUCAUAGAGUGACAGCAGAGGAAGAUAUAGAAAAAUCUUCGUCGGGCCUUUCGCAACGACCAUCUAGGACACGCUCAAAGAAUGAGGGCUUCUUCCGGCUAACGUGGCUCCUCCCGAUGAAGCGUCUGUUCAGGUCUUUUGGUGCCAGACGCAAGAAAGCCAAGGACUCUAAGCCCCCAGAGAAGACUGAAAACAAAGAGCUUUCCGAUACGGAUGCUGGAGAGUUCAGCGAGGUUCCUGCUGAGAAGACGCCCCCUACCGAGUCGGCGGCGGAAGGUGAAGGCGAAGGGGAGAACGAGGUCCCGGAGGAGCGAACCACCAACUUUUUUUUCUAA